AUGGAAAAUGGUGAUGAACCGGAAAUGAAGAAAAAGGAGAAACUACCACCCUUCUUCGUCAAGAGAUUCCCACCCGGACUUCGAGAGAAUAUCGAAUUCUUCAUCAUGCAAGGCUUUGAAGUACACCAUGCGCAUGACAAGCCACUCAAGGUGGUAUUGCGUGGUCUGCCCGACACGGAAAUCGCCGCACUGUCGGAAGAGCUGAAGAAGAACGGCCUAGAGCCGACGCAAGUCUUCAAAAUGAAUCGGCACGACGCCUCUCGUAAGCACCGUGACCAACUGUAUUUGGUCCACCUCGAGCGAAACACAACGUGUUUGAAGGACCUGCAGUGUAUUCGGGCGCUUUUCCACAUCGUGGUUAAGUGGGAACGCUACCAACCUCGCCCCCGUAACGUCACCCAAUGCUCAAACUGCCUCAUGUUUGGGCAUGGGACCAAAAAUUGCCCCAUGGCUCAUCACUGCAACGAAUAUGGCAAGCAACACGCACCCGAAGAAUGCGAGAGGAUGGAGAACGCCGAUCCACAAUGUGCCAACUAUGGUACAGCACAUCGAGCUACCAGCAAGUCUUGUCCGAAGCGUACGGAAUUCAUGGAAAUCCGUAAUAGGGCCUCCAUGCAGAACCAGCCGGGUCACAAAAAGGUACCGGCAUGCAAAGAGCAGAAUUUCCCCGCCAUUAGCCAACGGCGUCCGAUUCCGAUUCUUCCGCCACUACCGCUCAACAACAGUUUGGCAGCUGCUGCUGCUGCUACAUCGGUCCCGCCAACUGCUGAGGUGCCAAACCAUCCGGCUAAUCCGAGCCGUCAGUCCUAUGCGGCAACGAUUUCGACUACGAAGAGCUACCCAUUACCAUGA
Ochlerotatus camptorhynchus is the source of this 852-nucleotide messenger RNA. RefSeq lists its product as uncharacterized. Bases 1 to 852 code for a protein of 283 amino acids. NCBI's taxonomy places the organism in Eukaryota, Metazoa, Arthropoda, Insecta, Diptera, Culicidae. The record is from RefSeq and is a predicted model, not a curated record. The transcript is spliced from 2 exons.